AUGAAAACUACUAGGGACAGAGACCAUGACAAAGUUCAUGACCUCCUCACUGUUCUCAUGUAUGACCUCCUUACUGUUCUCAUGUAUGACAUCCUUACUGUUCUCAUGUAUGACAUCCUUACUGUUCUCAUGUAUGACAUCCUUACUGUUCUCAUGUAUGACCUCCUCACUGUUCUCAUGUAUGACAUCCUUACUGUUCUCAUGUAUGACCUCCUUACUGUUCUCAUGUAUGACCUCCUCACUGUUCUCAUGAACUAUUUCAUUAUUGCAUGA
This is a messenger RNA of Trichomonas vaginalis G3, 273 nucleotides long. RefSeq lists its product as uncharacterized. The coding region runs from base 1 to 273 and encodes 90 amino acids. NCBI's taxonomy places the organism in Eukaryota, Parabasalia, Trichomonadida, Trichomonadidae. The transcript has a single exon. The record is from RefSeq and is a predicted model, not a curated record.